Messenger RNA from Dujonia railenensis, 1332 nucleotides. The record is from the annotation of a GenBank genome assembly. NCBI's taxonomy places the organism in Eukaryota, Fungi, Ascomycota, Pichiomycetes, Serinales, Debaryomycetaceae.
AUGUCGUUAGAAGAAGAAAUUCCUGCGAUCUUCUUGGAUAAGAUCUCUCCUCGUGGGCUCGAAGCCAUUAAGAAGACAAAGAAAUUUGUAGAAGAGUAUUGUAAUCCAGCAGACGAGAUAUUCUUUAGCCAAGUAUCUCAGGAUCCUGAAAAGAGAUGGAAAUCCAACCCUGAAAUUACAGAACACCUUAAGAAAAAGGCUCAAGAGCUCGGCUUGUGGAAUAUGUUUUUAUCAAAGCAUUACCCAGAAGGGCCUGGUUACACCAACUUGGAAUACGGGUUGAUGGCGGGAUAUCUCGGUAGAUCCUUUGUUGCUCCGGAAGCUACCAAUACAAGCGCUCCAGAUACAGGUAAUAUGGAGUUGCUUGCUAAAUACGGUACACCAUUCCAUAAGAAGACGUAUUUGAAGCCAUUGUUGAAUGGUGAGAUCAGAUCGGCAUUCUUGAUGACUGAGAAAGGUGUUUCAUCGUCUAAUGCCUUGAACAUUUCCGCUUCUGCUGUCAAAAAUCCCAAGGGAAAUUAUGUCUUGAACGGUGUGAAGUGGUUCGCUUCAGGUGCCGGAGACCCAAGAACCAGCGUCUGGUUGGUGAUGGUCAAAACCAGUAACGAUGAGUCUAAUCCAUACAGAAAUCACUCUGUUUUAGUUUUGGAUGCCAAGAAGGCUAUAGCAUCAGGUAAGGCGAAGGUUGUUCGUCCAUUGUUUGUUUUUGGCUAUGACGAUGCUCCACAUGGUCACUGUGAAGUUGAAUUCAAUGACUAUGAAAUCUCCGCUGAAGAAAUGCCCAAUGUUAUGCUUGCAGGCGAAGGAAGAGGUUUCGAGUUGAUUCAGGCCAGAUUGGGUCCUGGUAGAAUCCACCAUUGUAUGAGAACUAUCGGAGCUGCUGAAUAUGCUUUAUUACAAGUAGCACAUAGAGCCAGCCACAGAUUGAUAUUUGGAAAACCGAUGAAGGACAGGGAACUGUUUAUCUAUGCAUUCGCUCAACAUAAAAUAAAUAUUCAAAGGUGUAGAUUGUUGGUUUUGAAUGCUGCUCACAAGAUUGACAUCUCCAAUGCCAAGGGAGCUUUAAAGGAAAUUUCAAUUGCUAAAAUUGAAGCUCCAAGAACCGCAUUGGACGUUAUGGACUGGUGUAUUCAGAUGUAUGGAGCUGAAGGUGUGUCACAGGAUUGCGAGAUUGCAAGAAUGUAUGCAUUGAACAGAACUUUAAGAAUAGCUGACGGUCCAGAUGAAGCACAUCUUGCUCAAUUGGGUAGGAGUUACUUGAAAGGAUUCCCUGCUAUGGACAAGUACUUCGCAGACAAGAAGGCUAACUUCGAAAAGUUAUCAAAAUUGUGA